Molecule: messenger RNA, 1238 nt
Organism: Bursaphelenchus okinawaensis
Lineage: Eukaryota; Metazoa; Nematoda; Chromadorea; Rhabditida; Aphelenchoididae
Source: the annotation of a GenBank genome assembly
AUGCCCAGUCACAAUGCGACAUACAACGCUGUAUUAGAAGACGGCAAAAUUGUAGAAAAUGUAAGCAUUUUAUACACAGUAAUAUUAUGUAGUACAAAGUCUUAUUUUAUACUGUAGCCCUAUCGUAAAAUCAAAUCACAGAGUAAAUUUGCAGAAUUGCGUAGUAAUUGUGACCAUAGAAGAUUACUGUAGUGCCUACCAUUACGGUCAAGUCGUAUUACCAAGGAAUGCAACCUUCAAUGAUCUUCUCCAUGCUUUGUCUCCAAACACUGUCAUCAAUGACUGGAAGGCCGCCUACUCGAUCUUCCGCGACAAAGAGAAAGUGUCAGAUUUAAACGAACAGCUCGAGGAUAGGGGGUUCUAUACAGUAUGUAUUAGGAGUACAAGUAGGGUAAGUUGGAUACCUAAGCUCUUAACUAUACAGUAAUCAAAAGGGCACCAUAUAAUACAAUGAUAACGUACUAUUAUGGUAGCAUAGUAUAUGCCACUGUUACUUACAUUAUAUGUCAUUCUGAGUACUAUUUUGACAGAACGAACAUUCUGAGUACUGUUUUUGAAAAAAACUCAAUUGUAGAUGAUGUUCAACCUGAUUGUUGACAACAAACAACCACUAAAGUUGUUAUAUACCACAGCAAAUAAGACUACUACAGUAGGGAAAGCCUUAGAUACGACAAUAACAAAGAAUAUCAAACAUAUCGCGAGUUUCUACAUCGACAAAAUUACUACGAUCAGAAACGGGAGCACAGUCAAUGUGGCAGUAACUGACAAAAUAAAACAUGCCAGUGUUUAUAACGUUAGAGCAAGAGUAGUAAGUACAUACGAUGACAUAUAUAUACUUUUUAAAGUAAUCAUAUAUAUAUAUACCUUCCAAAGUUAAUGGUAGAUCAUAUACAUAUACCUUUACCUUAAUACGUCUAUGUACCACAGCCAUAUAUAUAAUACAAAGUUGACUAAUUGUAUUUCAGGCCAAAGUAACCUGUACCUGUGACAUAUAUAUAAACGAGAAAUACAAAAGAACUACCCAAGUUACAGUAGACAAAGAUACCAACAUAAAAGACCUACAUGCUCAUCUACAUUUGGAUAGAGUUAGGUAUGACAGGAUCCAGAUAUACGAAAAGCUAUUCGAUGACUUUGCUGAUUACAUACCGUACAAAGAGGUGGUAGAUACUGUAGCUGACAACAACAAGUUCAGGGUUUACUUUAUUGGUACUGUAGAAAGCCUACAUGACGUAUCGUAA